AGGCGUGGCGGAGUUGAGGGCAUUGUCACUGUUUCUAGUGAGUCCUUUCGGUCUCCUCAUUCCCAUUCUACUUUUGGUGGAUCCUUUUUACUUCAAAUUCCUCGUUUAUUUGAAGACAAAAUCAUGCUGGACGGCAACGAGACGACUGUAGCGGCACGACCACAAAGAAACGAUCCCCAGGGCCAGGGAGGUGUCGACACAUCACUGCUAGCGCAGGAGGAGGUGGGAGCAUGUCGUGGUCGACAAACGACCUCCACUCCCAGAGCAAAACUAGAUCUGCAAGAGCCAGGAGAGUUCUCUGCGGCAACUUGUACAGCAGAAAACCCCAAGCAUUGCCCAUCUUGGACGGAAGAAAACAAAGUUGCUCGUGCGUCAAUAUAGUUGACAACAGAAUCAUCCUGCUCAUCAACUACGUCUUCAAACGUUAACGAGUGCAAGCAAGUUAAUUCUAGUACAACUUCUAGCAGUAUACAAGACAAGAAUCAUGGAAAGUACGCCGUCGACGAACUCUGAAGUACUAUUGGACUUUGUCCUUCGAGUUGCUGCGAUUUUUCAUGGGGCGUGGCAUUCUGCUCUCUCUCUCCUCCUUGGCACUGCUACUGAUUAUCGUCCAAGAUUAUGAUUUUGUCAAACUGUUCUACUUCCAGAAAAAUCACAAGCGCUUAUUAUGUUUAUGAUCAUGUGUAUCAAAGAUUGACACACUGCUGCUGCUUCUGUAUUACUACCACUCCCAAUCAUGUAGCAUGUUGGUGUCAAGCGGGGAAGAACAAGCGCAACUGUGUCGUGUACGUGUUGUUUCCUUUUAAUGUUGGUCGUAGACGUUUCCACUUCGAGAAAAAUAUAUCAUAUGCGCUCACGACUCGCCGAGCAGAAUUAGGCUAA
Amoebophrya sp. A25 is the source of this 882-nucleotide messenger RNA. Lineage: Eukaryota; Dinophyceae; Syndiniales; Amoebophryaceae. The record is from the annotation of a GenBank genome assembly.